AUGUCCACAACAAAUCAACGAUUCAAAAACAAUAUGGAAAAGAAGAAACGGUUGAACAAUGAUGCAUAUGAUGAUCUCAUGAAAAGAAAUCCUAAAACAUGGUGUAGGGCUUGUUUUGCAACAAAUAGGGCAUGUGAGGCUGUAGAAAAUGGAAUAUCCAAGAAUUGGAUGGUUAUCCCAAGUGGGCCUCUAUUGGAGGUUAGAAAUGGUUAUGAAGGUUAUAUGGUAGACUUGGCAGGGCACAAUGCUAGGACACGCGAGAAUGAAAAGAUUGUGCCCCCUCCUAAGGAAAAAAAGCCUCCUGGUAGGCCUAAAAAACCACAUUCUGAUGAAGCACCUUCAAAACGACCAACUACAAGUGGUGGGAGAGGAGGAAGAGGACCAAUUAGGGCAAGAGGUGGAAGAGGAUCAUAUACAGGUACAAGUGGUGGUAGAGGAGGAAGGUCACUUAUAGAUGAAAUAUUUGAUUCACCAACGGAAAAUGAAGUUAUAAACAUGUUUGAUAAUUUUGAAGAAGAGCUAUAUAGGGCUGAAAUGGAAAGGGAGAAAGUACACAUAUGA
Messenger RNA from Lactuca saligna, 561 nucleotides. Lineage: Eukaryota; Viridiplantae; Streptophyta; Magnoliopsida; Asterales; Asteraceae. The record is from the annotation of a GenBank genome assembly.